AUGGCGGCAGGCGUGGCCACCUGGCUGCCUUUCGCGCGGGCUGCUGCUGUGGGCUGGUUGCCCCUGGCCCAGCAGCCCCUGCCCCCGGCGCCGGGGGUGAAGGCAUCUCGAGGGGAUGAGGUUCUGGUGGUGAAUGUGAGCGGUCGGCGCUUUGAGACCUGGAAGAACACACUGGACCGCUACCCAGACACUCUGUUGGGCAGUUCAGAGAAGGAAUUCUUCUAUGACGCCGACUCGGGCGAGUACUUCUUUGAUCGCGACCCGGACAUGUUCCGGCACGUGCUGAAUUUCUACCGCACGGGCCGGCUGCACUGCCCGCGGCAGGAGUGCAUCCAGGCCUUCGACGAAGAGCUGGCCUUCUAUGGCCUGGUGCCCGAGCUCGUGGGCGACUGCUGCCUCGAAGAGUACCGGGACCGCAAGAAGGAGAACGCCGAACGCCUGGCAGAGGACGAGGAGGCCGAGCAGGCCGGGGACGGCCCAACACUGCCGGCUGGCAGCUCCCUGCGGCAGAGGCUCUGGCGGGCCUUUGAGAACCCGCAUACAAGCACCGCGGCCCUUGUGUUCUACUACGUGACCGGCUUUUUCAUCGCUGUGUCGGUCAUCGCCAACGUGGUGGAGACCAUUCCGUGCCGUGGUUCUACACGGCAGCCACCAAGGGAGCAGCCCUGUGGCGAUCGCUUCCCACUGGCCUUUUUCUGCAUGGACACGGCCUGUGUACUCAUAUUUACGGGCGAAUACCUCCUGCGGCUGUUUGCUGCCCCCAGCCGUUGCCGCUUCCUGCGGAGUGUGAUGAGCCUCAUAGACGUGGUGGCCAUCCUGCCUUACUACAUUGGGCUCUUCAUGCCCAAGAACGAGGAUGUCUCAGGUGCCUUUGUCACCCUGCGGGUGUUCCGGGUAUUCCGCAUCUUCAAGUUCUCCAGGCACUCACAGGGCUUGCGGAUUCUGGGCUACACACUCAAGAGCUGUGCCUCUGAGCUAGGCUUUCUUCUCUUUUCCCUUACCAUGGCCAUCAUCAUAUUCGCCACUGUUAUGUUUUAUGCUGAGAAGGGCACAAACAAGACCAACUUUACUAGCAUCCCCGCGGCCUUCUGGUAUACCAUUGUCACCAUGACCACACUUGGCUAUGGAGAUAUGGUGCCCAGCACCAUUGCUGGCAAGAUUUUUGGAUCCAUCUGCUCACUCAGUGGCGUCUUGGUCAUUGCUCUGCCUGUGCCAGUCAUUGUGUCCAACUUUAGCCGCAUCUACCACCAGAACCAGCGUGCUGACAAGCGCCGAGCACAGCAGAAGGUGCGCCUGGCAAGGAUUCGGUUGGCAAAGAGUGGUACCACCAAUGCCUUCCUGCAGUACAAGCAGAAUGGGAGCCUUGAGGACAGUGGCGGUGGGGAGGAGCAGGCACUGUGUGUCAGGAACCGCUCUGCUUUCGAGCAGCAACAUCACCACUUGCUGCAUUGUCUAGAGAAGACGACGUGCCAUGAGUUCACGGACGAGCUAACCUUCAGCGAGGCCCUGGGUGCUGUCUCGCUGGGUAGUCGCACCAGCCGCAGCACUUCCGUGUCCUCCCAGCCAGUGGGAGCUGGCAGCCUGCUAUCUUCUUGCUGCCCCCGCAGGGCCAAGCGUCGUGCCAUCCGCCUUGCCAACUCCACUGCCUCGGUCAGCCGUGGUAGCAUGCAGGAGCUGGACACGCUGGCAGGACUGCGGAGGAGCCCUGCCCCUCAGAGCCGCUCAAGCCUCAAUGCCAAGCCCCAUGACAGCCUUGACUUGACCUGCGACAGCCGGGACUUCGUGGCUGCCAUCAUCAGUAUCCCCACCCCUCCUGCCAACACCCCAGAUGAGAGCCAACCUUCCUCCCCUGGCGGUGGUGGUGGUGGGGCCAGCAGCACCCUCAGGAACUCCAGCCUGGGUACCCCUUGCCUCCUUCCCGAGACUGUCAAGAUCUCUUCCCUAUGA
Molecule: messenger RNA, 1947 nt
Organism: Rangifer tarandus platyrhynchus (Svalbard reindeer)
Lineage: Eukaryota; Metazoa; Chordata; Mammalia; Artiodactyla; Cervidae
Source: the annotation of a GenBank genome assembly